AUGGCAACUAACUAUGCUAUAUGUCUUCUAGGAGCCAUGGAUCGUCUUUGGUUUCACCAAAUUAUUCUUUUCUCAGAACCCUCUUCUCUACUUUUCCCAAAACCCCCCAAAGAAACCGUUUCUACCCCUCAACCACUUGCCUAUUCAUCAUCAAGCAACUCUAAACCAACCAUAGUAAUUCGAGACAAAGAAAUCCCAUCAGUUACAUCCGCAAUCCUCCUUCCUGAUCAGGGUGACCACAACAUUGAAGAUAGGGAGGACAGUAAGGAAAGACCCACGAGGUUGAGUGACUUCACUGACUUGAGUCCCAUCACUAGUAAAACUCGCUCUAGUUCAUCAUCACCAUCAACUCAAAAACGAUCUAGAAAAUUCAGACACUCAGGUGCAGUGACGAGGUUGCAGAAAACCAUGAGCUGCAAGAGCUUGUGGGAGCUUGAACUCGAAGAAGUUCAUGGUUUCAUGGAUUUAGGGUUCAUAUUCAAGAAAGAGAAUAUUACUUCAAGGAUGAUGAGCGUAGUCCCCGGCUUGCAAAGACUCGGAGGGAUCAAAGAUGAACAAAAAACCCUCGACAUCGAUGGUAACGAAGCGGAUAAUUAUGAUGACAUUGAAGAGGAAGAAGAAGAAGAAGAUGGAGAGGAGAGAGGCGUAAUGAGGCCAUAUUUAUCAGAGGCAUGGCUUAUCAGGAGACCUGAUUCGCCACUGCUAAACUUCAGAAUACCAAGAGUCACUACAGCUGCAGAGAUGAAGAAACAUAUUAGGUAUUGGGCAAGAACUGUUGCGUCUGUAAUUCAGCAAGAAUCUUAA
This is a messenger RNA of Ilex paraguariensis (yerba mate), 804 nucleotides long. The record is from the annotation of a GenBank genome assembly. NCBI's taxonomy places the organism in Eukaryota, Viridiplantae, Streptophyta, Magnoliopsida, Aquifoliales, Aquifoliaceae.